CGGGUGCCGUUUUGACAGACCCGGAAAUGCACCAGUAGCUACCAUAGCCACCAGGCGGUUGUGUGCCUCUCUGCUACUUUGUUGAGGGAAGUAAAGUCUGUCAGACAUGAGUUUCCAGUACGGUCAGGGUUAUCCAGGAGGAGGCAACCCACCACCGAGUGCUCCGUAUGGAGGAGACAGUGGUCCCUAUAGGCCUCCCCCCUCAGGUCCAUAUGGAGGUGCAGCUGGCCCACAAGGAGGUCAUUAUGGUGGUUAUGGAGGCCCAGGUCAGGGAGGACAGUAUGGCCCUGGUCAAGGAAGUGUCGCCAGCAGGCCAUAUUGGGGUUACGGAGGACAGCCUCAUGGAGGGCCUUACGGACACCAUGCUUCUGCAGGUAACAUUCCUCCUGGUGUUAGCCCAGAAGCGUACCAGUGGUUCCAGACUGUUGACGUGGACCACAGCGGCUUCAUCAGCCUAAAGGAGCUAAAGCAGGCACUUGUCAACUCCAACUGGUCUGCUUUUAAUGAUGAGACCUGCCUCAUGAUGAUCAAUAUGUUUGACAAAACACGGUCAGGUCAAAUAGACCUACUAGGCUUCUCAGCACUCUGGGACUUUAUGCAGAGGUGGAGAGCAUUGUUUCAUCAGUAUGACAGAGACCGUUCAGGAUCUAUCAGUGGCAUGGAGCUACACCAAGCCCUGGCUCAGAUGGGCUACAACCUCAGUCCCCAGUUUUCUGAGACUUUGGUGCGGCGCUUCACCCUGCAAGGCAGGCCACCCGGCAUCCAGCUGGACCGCUUCAUCCAGGUGUGCACGCAGCUCCAGAGCAUGACACAGGCCUUCAGGGAGAGAGACAGGGCCAUGACAGGCAACAUCCGCCUCAGCUAUGAGGAUUUCCUCUCUGGUGCCAUCACCAGGCUUAUGUGAGCCUGGUGUUUUUCUCCAGUUUUCCAGAAGUAUCCCUACUGUACACAUUGGUAUGUGUACAGUACAACUGCCAGUACACAUUAUUCCAUUUCUUGUUGCUGUAAAUAGAUAAAGCCUAUAUAGGUAUUAUGGUGAAGGUAGCCAAACUAAACUUUAACCAGGGAGUUAUCAGCAAAGUGACUGUGGCUUCAUAACAUCAAUCACCAUAUACAAUACUGUAAGUCCUUCUAAACAGUCACAAUCUUACCAUAGAUACCUUGGUGACAGUGAUGGCCAGCAAGUUUCAUACUUCCUAGGCCCAGUAAUUGAUUAAAAUUAUGUCAGGACAAAUUAAUGAGGCAUUCACACAUAUGGAGGCAGUGUAGUUGGCUGGUACUGGGCUCUAGCGAUGUUAUAGUGCUGGGGUUGUGUUGUGUAGGGCACAUGUUCUGCUUUGCCUGGACAGAUGUCCUCUAUCUAGCAUUUUCAGAGGGUAUUUCUAUGCAAUUGCUGUACAUUGUAUUAAAUAUUGCUUUGUAUUGCAGUGUAUGUAAUUAAACAAAGAAUAGAGGCACAUUUUUUAUUCUAACCUCACAUUUAGUGGGGUACUGUUUGUAAAGCUCUGUAAUUAAGUGAUAUGUGUGUGUAUUUGUAUGCAAUUCUGUCUUGUACUUUAACCGAUAAUACACUCCACUGAGGUAUAUAGUAUAUUCUGUAAUCAUUGAACAUGCCAAAAUGCUCCUUAAUUCUGGAAACAAAUAAAUGUUUUUGUAUUACAAUUUGAUAUAAUUCUUUAAAUUGUCUAAUUAAUAAUAAGGAGACACAGAAGCUGCACACUGUACAAACUGUUUAAUCUGUAUUUAAAGGGUAAAUAUUAUGUAAAUGUAGUACUGUGGUAAAACCACCUCCAAUUUACUGUCAGU
This is a messenger RNA of Monopterus albus (swamp eel), 1806 nucleotides long. RefSeq names its product penta-EF-hand domain containing 1 (gene pef1). Gene Ontology annotation, molecular function: calcium ion binding. Lineage: Eukaryota; Metazoa; Chordata; Actinopteri; Synbranchiformes; Synbranchidae. Gene Ontology annotation, biological process: COPII vesicle coat assembly. Bases 107 to 904 code for a protein of 265 amino acids. The transcript is spliced from 5 exons. The record is from RefSeq and is a predicted model, not a curated record.